GAGCAGCAGGUGAAGCAUCAGAUGAUGAGCGGCUCAUCAGGCAGGUGUGGUCGGUUCAGGACCCGAGUCAGAGUCGGUUCAGACCAGGACCAGAGGCGGACCAGGACCAGACCGGGACCAGGAGCAGCCGGGACGCUCUCCCACCGGAGCCCACACCCAGCGGCCCUCAGCCGGACACAGCGGAGCAGGAGCAGCGGGCUCACGGCCUGACUGACCGCGUGUCUUUACAACCUGGACUGAAGAAGUCCUCUUCCUGUGACGAAACGUUUGACCGAAGGACCAGAGGAGCUGAAGUGAAAUCAAGGGACGGACCCGGAGGGACCUCAGCAGACGCAACCGCCAGCGAGCUGCCUGUGAAAAGAGGAACAUCCUCGUUUCUCACUUCUGUUAAAUAAGGGAUGGAGCCGUGCAGGAGCUCAGGGGAAUAACUGGGUUGACAAUCAGUUGUCAAGUCGCUGGUACAUUUAACUGUCAGAGCUCCAACCACAAGAUGCCACAUCCCUCCGCCCCGGAGCCUCAGACGAGCGACUCAGCGCUGAGACCUCUGUGAAGACACCGUGUUCACUGUGGGAUCGAAAGAAGGAGGGAGCCUCUGACAGAACUGUGGAUUUCAAAAUCGAUGAGUCGCCAAGAGCUGGAAAUCCCCCCCCAGAGGAGUUUCAUCGGGUGGAACUGGAACUAAGGUGGAACCACCCGGCCGCUCUUAACCAUUGAGCAUGAAUCACGAAUGCAGAGGUCUUAAGAAAUGCUCCAUGUUCUGCCGGCUGCUGCGGUUUCACUCUGAACGUUUACACUGAAACUCAAAGGAUAAACCGAAAACUCUAAACGUGCAGAAAUUCAACUGGAAAUGUUCUGGUGUUGGCGCCGUGGGAACACUGCUGAUGAGUUCUGGACAAACGCCCGUGCUGCUCUGAGCUCGUAGCGUCGGGAGGUGGAGCAAAGGAACGACAGCGGCGAGCGCAGCAUCAUCGCCUCCUCCUAUGAAACUGAUUUUACUUGGAAAUUCAGAACGAGGCCUCGAGAUGGCGGGAAAAGACUACAAUCAUCUCUUUAAACUGCUCAUCAUCGGAGACUCCAAUGUGGGGAAGAGCAGCCUCCUGCUCCGCUUCGCAGACAACUCCUUCUCUGGCAGCUACAUCACCACCAUCGGCGUGGACUUCAAGAUUCGAACCGUGGACAUUGAGGGAGAGCGGGUGAAGCUGCAGAUCUGGGACACAGCGGGUCAGGAGAGAUUCCGAACCAUCACGUCAACAUACUACAGAAACACCCACGGUGUCAUUAUUGUUUACGAUGUGACGAAUCCAGAGUCAUUUGUAAAUGUGAAGAGGUGGUUGAACGAAAUCUCCCAGAACUGUGACAACGUCUGCAAGAUCCUGGUGGGGAACAAGAGCGACGACCCUGCCCGGAGGCAGGUGGAUACCCAGGAUGCAAUGUGUUUCGGGGAGUCGGUGGGUGUUCGGGUCUUUGAGACGAGUGCCAAAGAAAACAUAAACGUAGAGGAGAUGUUCAUGGCCUUCACCCACAUGGUGCUCCGAGCCAAGAAGCAGAGUCAGAACCGAGCCGAGCGGGAGCGAGAGCGGGAGAAGGGCACGGUCAACAUCAACGCCCAGAGGGACCGGGACCGCCGGAAGAGAGGCAAGAAAUGCUGCUGAGACGCAGACGGACGCCAAAGCCACUCGACACUCAUCGCUUAACGAAGAAAACGGUGCCUUGGAGAUGAGUGUUUCAUCUGCAGAUAUGAAUGUGAGAAACUGUGGUUCGCUCCUUACUACGCCAAGUUUCAACACAACAGUCGGGUCACACUGCUUAACUGCUGUUGUUCCAGUCACUGAGGGAUUCAGGCCCAGUCCACACUUUACAUUUUAGUUUUAAAAUGCAUCACUGUUGCUACGGUUACGCCUGCAGUUGUCGAGCGCCUGAAACAGAAGUUUGUAAACGCUGCCGGUCUCGUUUUAGUUUCAGUCUGAACAGAAACUGAGACUUUAGUAAACGACAACGCAGACGUUCUCUUCCUGAUUGGUUCUCAUCAGUCACAUGACUCGACUCGUCGCUCAGAGAAAAGAAAUCCCUGCUCGGACUCUUCCCCAUCACUUCUGUUACUAAGCAACCAACUGCAGAGACAAUCUACUUCCUGUUUACAUCACAUGUGACCAGUGUAUGUGAACAGUCAUGUGACGUGUGUUUGUUUUCAGUUUAAAACUAAGACGUAUCCGUGUGGACGGAGCCUGGAUCCGUCAUCACUGACUUCCUGAAGCAGUCGGGAGGUGACGAGUGAACGGACCGUUCUGAUGUUAUUUAGAUGGAAGCAGGUUGUAGUGUUUCAGAGUUUCAUGUUGAGACGAGGCCUGAGGACGGAGGAGCUCAGACAUCUGCACUUAAAGUUUAUUAUUACUUUCCAUUAAUGUGGUGAUUGGUUUCUUGAUUAAUCGUAUAUUUUUCAGUGUAUAAAAUGAAAAGAGCUGUUUACAGAUUCCUAACUUCCCGUCUUUAACGUGCUUGAUAUGUCGGACGGUUCCAACCUAGAGUCUGUUUAAAUAUUGGAGAAAGGAAAAACUGAAAAUCUUCGAAGUAUUUGUUGGGAAAAUGACUGAGCUUUGAGUUUUAUCUUGGACAUGAAAUCUGACUCAAAGCAUCAGAGUGAUGAUCUUUCUGUUGUGAAACCACUCGUGAGUCAGUCGCAGCUCCACAAAUAUCUGAUUAAAACAAGACUGAACAGGAACAUGAAGACUUGUUCGUACAUCAGUACCUAAAAUGUCCCAUCUACUAACAUGGAGGAGGCAGGGUUACUUCCUCUCAUCCAGAGUGAAACAAACUUAAAUAAAAAAACACUACAAUCUGCUUUUAAAUAGAACUGAGAUAUAAACUAACUGUAAUAAAAUCACUGUUCUGGUCCUUUAACGUUGCUCUAGUGAACCACUGAGUUUUGCCUUUUUGUUCUUCUAACCAGUGUUUUACCACUGAAAGGGAACCGGUUGUAGUCGUUACUAAAUCGUAAACGUCACACACUAACAGUUGUGUUCAGUCUCAAUGUACGUUUGCCUUGUUUCAGUUAAAUAACGCCAGUAAACUCCGACUAGACGACAAAAUGUUCCAGUUGUUUGUUGUUUUUAAUGUAAAUCUGUCGCCGAGCAAACGUGUCCAAAUCCAAAUAAAGCAAUAAAUCCAGA
Hippoglossus stenolepis (Pacific halibut) is the source of this 3167-nucleotide messenger RNA. RefSeq names its product ras-related protein Rab-35. Gene Ontology annotation, cellular component: endosome membrane; plasma membrane. NCBI's taxonomy places the organism in Eukaryota, Metazoa, Chordata, Actinopteri, Pleuronectiformes, Pleuronectidae. Gene Ontology annotation, molecular function: GTP binding; GTPase activity. The record is from RefSeq and is a predicted model, not a curated record. The transcript has 8 exons. Gene Ontology annotation, biological process: endocytic recycling. The coding region runs from base 981 to 1652 and encodes 223 amino acids.